AUGGCCAAUGGGCUUGGUGUUGAAGCAAGUGACGAAAAUGCAUUUGAAUUGUAUUCUGAAAAAGGAAAUUCUGUAGCACGGUUCAAUGUUGGUCUCCGGUUUAAAUUAAAAUCUGCUCUUACUGGAAAUGUUAAUACAAUGAAUUCUACUGGAAAGAGUUAUGAAUUUGCUACAGAAAAUGACGAUUCUAUUAACCAAUAUAUGGUUGGGAAAUACCUUUGUGAAGGAUGUGGAACUAUGCAAGAUAUUAAAAAAGCUAUAUAUUGGUUAAAUAAAAUAGGAAUAACGAUACCUAUAGGUUACUAA
This is a messenger RNA of Diversispora eburnea, 306 nucleotides long. NCBI's taxonomy places the organism in Eukaryota, Fungi, Glomeromycota, Glomeromycetes, Diversisporales, Diversisporaceae. The record is from the annotation of a GenBank genome assembly.